Molecule: messenger RNA, 678 nt
Organism: Anneissia japonica
Lineage: Eukaryota; Metazoa; Echinodermata; Crinoidea; Comatulida; Comatulidae
Exons: 1
Coding region: 1-678 (225 amino acids)
Source: RefSeq, a predicted model, not a curated record
AUGUUCAAUCAGGUUCUAGUUCGACCUUGUGAUAGAGAUUUCUUGAGAUUUCUAUGGUGGGAGGAUGGCAAUCUAAGCUCAGCACCCAAGGAAUACAGGAUAAAGGUUCACAUUUUUGGGGCAGCAUCAUCUCCUGGAGUAGCAAAUUAUGCCUUAAAAAAGGCCGCAGAUGUGUAUGAAAGCAAGUAUGGAUCUGAUGCAGCAGACUUUGUUAGAAACCAUAUUUAUGUAGACGAUGGCUUAAUAUCGGUGUCCACAGUUGAGGAAGGUGUUAGUCUCGCUAAGCGACCAAUAGAGCUGUGCAAAGAUGCAGGAUUUCGCUUGCAUAAAAUUGUGGCAAACAAUGAAGAGGUAUUAAAAUCGUUGCCGAGCAGUUCAGUGGCUAAAGGAUGCAAACAGUGGAGCACACUUCCUACAGAACGAACCCUGGGUAUACUCUGGGAUGCUGGUUCAGAUGCCUUUCAAUUUAGUUCCUGUGUUAGAGAACGCCCUUCCACUCGUAGAGGUGUCUUAUCUAUGGUGAACUCAAUUUUUGACCCUCUAUGGUUUCUUUCACCAUAUGUCUUGAAUGGCAAGAAGAUACUGCAACAUCUGUGUACCAAUGAAUCUGAUUGGGAUCAACCAAUUCCAACAAGUGUUGAGCAGAAGUGGAAGCAGUGGAAAGAUCAAAAUACUUAA